Camelina sativa (false flax) is the source of this 1176-nucleotide messenger RNA. Its product is annotated as zinc-finger homeodomain protein 1. Gene Ontology annotation, molecular function: DNA-binding transcription factor activity; transcription cis-regulatory region binding. Gene Ontology annotation, cellular component: nucleus. Gene Ontology annotation, biological process: regulation of developmental process; regulation of DNA-templated transcription. NCBI's taxonomy places the organism in Eukaryota, Viridiplantae, Streptophyta, Magnoliopsida, Brassicales, Brassicaceae. The record is from RefSeq and is a predicted model, not a curated record.
AGAGAGAUAAAAGAGAGAAAAGAUAAUCUCUUUAAUGUCCACAUUCUCUCUCUCUUCUUCUUCACAUUCUUGAGAGAACCUCUUCUCUCCCCCAAAAAACGACGUAGUUUCACAUUCUUUAAUGGAGUUUGAAGAUAACACCAACAACAACAACGAGGAGGAGCAAGAAGAGGAUAUGAAUCUUCACGAGGAAGAAGAAGAGGACGACGCCGUUUACGACUCUCCUCCUCUCUCUCGUGGUGUCGUCAAAGCCUCGACAGAAAGUCAUGAAACCACCGGAACAACCUCCACAGGCGGCGGAGGAGGAUUCAUGGUUGUUCACGGAGGAGGAGGAGGAAGCAGGUUUAGGUUCCGUGAGUGCCUCAAGAACCAAGCGGUGAACAUUGGAGGACACGCGGUGGAUGGUUGUGGCGAGUUUAUGCCAGCUGGAAUCGAAGGUACCAUCGACGCGCUGAAAUGCGCCGCUUGUGGCUGUCACCGUAACUUCCACCGCAAGGAAUUACCUUACUUACACCACGCGCCGCCGCAGCAGCAUCAGCCUCCUCCUCCACCGCCUGGUUUUUACCGUCUUCCAGCUCCGGUGAGUUACCGGCCACCACCGUCACAAGCUCCUCCACUUCAGCUCGCUCUUCCUCCUCCACAAAGAGAAAGAUCAGAAGAUCCAAUGGAGACUUCUUCUGCUGAAGCAGGAGGAGGAGGGGUUAGGAAGAGGUUUAGGACUAAGUUCACGGCGGAGCAAAAGGAGAGGAUGUUAGCUUUAGCUGAGAGGAUUGGGUGGAGAAUUCAGAGACAAGACGAUGAAGUGAUUCAGAGAUUUUGUCAAGAGACUGGUGUUCCGAGACAAGUUCUUAAGGUUUGGUUACAUAACAACAAACACACUCUUGGUAAGUCGCCUCCACCACUUCUUCAUCAUCCUCAGCCUCUUCCUCCUACUACUGCUCCACAGUCUUCGUAUCAUCAUGAACAAGACCAACCAUGAAUCUUGAAUUUCUUUGAUCACUAGGGUUUUAAUUUAGCUUUAAUUAUUUUACUUAAUGAGAAAUUUGAGAGGGUUUUUUUAAUGUUUAAUUUAUGUACCCAUUUUCGUCUUUGAUGAUGAUGUUGAUGUUGAUGAUGAUCCUUUCUGGUUAAUUACGUUUUUUGCAUUAUUAAUUAAGUCUGAAUCUCUUAGCAAAA